AUGAAGAAGAAAUUAUGCUCUGUUUUGUUUGAUGAGGUGGCUCUCACACCUCAUCUCACUUAUGACGAGUCACAAGAUGAAAUCAUAGGUUUUAAAGAUUUUGGAAAUGAAAGAGAAUUUAAAUUAUGCGAUCAUGCCUUAGUUUUUAUGCUGAAAGGUGUGUGUUCAAACUGGCGACAGCCUAUUGCUUACUAUUUUUGUGAAGGAACAACUGCUGCUGCUGUAGUUGUAUGGAUUUUAAAAGAAAUCAUCACUAAAGUCUUGCAGUCUGGCUUGAUUCCUUUAGCCCUUAUAUGUGAUCAAGGACCUACGUUCAGAACUGCUAUAGCCAUGUUGAAAGAAGACACCGAACGCAAAAGAAAUUUAAAUGGAGAAUAUAAUGGUAAGUAA
This is a messenger RNA of Parnassius apollo (apollo), 390 nucleotides long. NCBI's taxonomy places the organism in Eukaryota, Metazoa, Arthropoda, Insecta, Lepidoptera, Papilionidae. The record is from the annotation of a GenBank genome assembly.